UGUGCGAGACCAAGAGACUUGGUGUCUUUAGCCAGGCAGGGGAAGGCAGCUGGGCCCAGAGCCUUUCCAGUCGCACAGGCAGUUUUGAGCGCGCGGUGAAGCUGGCGGAAGGAUACAGUAUUACCGGAUCUCAUUUUGUUAGACGCAAGAAGGCGGGCGCUAUAUAAACGGGGAGCGCGGGACGCGGCCUCUCAUUAUCUGUCUGUCUAGGGCUGUGUGAGGUUGUGUGCGUGGGCGCAGCUCGGACCCACCCACCCGGCCAGCCACGCCGCCGCCGCCAUGGCUCCGUAAGGGCGGCAGGGCCAGCAGCGGCAUCGGCCAGUGCAGCGGGCGCAGCAACAGCAGCGGCGUCCUCGGCCCAUCCCCGGCGUCUGCAACCAUGGCGUUUUUCAAAGCACCUCACAGCAGCAUUGCUGUAAUUGACAAAGACACCUACUCAUCUACACUCUUUGACAAAAAAGCAUUAAAACUUGACCAAGAUGAACCUCUUGAACAACGAGAUGCUGUUGGGGGGUUUCCUAUCCCCCUUCAACCAGUGGUCUUUGGUGGCUGAGGAAAGCCUAGGACUUCUAGAUGACUACCUGGAGGUGGCCAAGCCCCUCUGUUCGCAUGGGUUCUCCAGCGACAAGGCUAAGGCAGUCUCCUCCAACUGGCUGGCUGUGGAUAGUUUGGGCAAAAACACAGAUAACAGCCAGGAGGAUGCCUUCUCAGGCAUGGAUUGGAUGGUGGAGAAGAUGGAUCUGAAGGAAUUUGACUUUGAUGCCCUGUUAGGAAUGGAUGACUUGGAAGCCACCGUCUCUCCAGACGAGCUCAUGGCCACGUUGGAAGACUCGUGUGAUCUAUUAGACCCUCCUACCCAGGAAAUUGACACCAAGGAACCUCCACUGAUAACUGACCCAAUUAUCCAUCACCCUGAAUCUCCAAUUGGAGUAGAUCAGGUGGCCUCACUCACCCUCCUUCUGUCUCUUCCCCUCUCCCCAGGGUCCCUGACUUCCACUCCAGACCAUUCUUUUAGUUUAGAUCUAGGCAGUGAAGUUGAUGUACUGGAAGGAGACAGAAAGCCAGAAGCCACCACAUUUGUGGUGGUGGUCCCCAAGUUGGAGAAAGAGGAGGAAGCCCACUCAGAUGAUAGUGGAAUAUGCAUGAGCCCAGAGUCUUAUCUGGGGACCCCCCAACACAGUCCAACCACCUCUGUAGAAUCUCUCACUGACAGCCAGUUUGCCACAGACCCCAUUUGUGAAUCUGUGCGGCCCAAACCAUAUGAUCAUCCUGCCGAGAAGAUCGUGUCAGCAAAGGUAAAGGGAGAAAAAAGAGCUGAUAAGAAACUGAAGAAGAUGGAGCAGAAUAAGACAGCUGCCACACGUUAUCGGCAGAAGAAGCGGGCAGAACAGGAGGCACUGUCUGGGGAGUGCCGAGAGCUAGAGCAGAAGAAUGAGGCACUGAAGGAGAAGGCAGAUUCCCUGAGCAAAGAAAUCCAGUAUUUGAAAGAUUUGAUUGAAGAGGUCCGCAAGGCCAAGGGCAAAAGAGCUAAAGUCCCUGAAUAGGGUAGUCAGAGUAGAAGUUUUAUGUGCAUGUACAUAAGAGCUUGAUGCUAAAAGUUGUGUAUUACUGCCUAAUAAAUUAUUUAAUAGUA
Molecule: messenger RNA, 1633 nt
Organism: Mauremys reevesii (Reeves's turtle)
Lineage: Eukaryota; Metazoa; Chordata; Testudines; Geoemydidae
Gene: ATF4
Product: activating transcription factor 4
Exons: 3
Coding region: 480-1544 (354 amino acids)
Biological process (GO): regulation of transcription by RNA polymerase II
Cellular component (GO): nucleus; ATF1-ATF4 transcription factor complex; ATF4-CREB1 transcription factor complex
Molecular function (GO): DNA-binding transcription activator activity, RNA polymerase II-specific; RNA polymerase II transcription regulatory region sequence-specific DNA binding
Source: RefSeq, a predicted model, not a curated record